Chelonus insularis is the source of this 3798-nucleotide messenger RNA. RefSeq names its product casein kinase I gish (gene gish). Lineage: Eukaryota; Metazoa; Arthropoda; Insecta; Hymenoptera; Braconidae. Gene Ontology annotation, molecular function: protein serine/threonine kinase activity; ATP binding. The transcript has 11 exons. Gene Ontology annotation, cellular component: cytoplasm; plasma membrane; nucleus. The coding region runs from base 575 to 2017 and encodes 480 amino acids. Gene Ontology annotation, biological process: endocytosis; signal transduction; peptidyl-serine phosphorylation. The record is from RefSeq and is a predicted model, not a curated record.
GCCCUGCCGGCCUCGUAACAAAUCUCACCCAAUGUCGAGUCGGAGCGCGAGAGGUAGAACUCAGUGCUUGUUCACAACCGUUUAUCCGAGUUGGCCAAGUGAUAGUGGUAUAGUCGAGAAAGCGAGUGAUUUUGGUGGUCCGGGUGGUGCCCGAAAACGAACGAGAAGGGCCCACUGGAGUUACGCGAAUUUAUAAUUAGCCAUUUGAGUGGAUGAGUUACUGUCCAAGUUGGAGCUGUUCGUUAGCACAUACUAGUGUUGUGUGAGAGGAUACAGGGAGGACGAUUGUACAGUAAGCAGAUACGAGAAACAUACAGCUUUUCCAAACUUCGGGUCAACGUACGAAACUUGUUAGUGCAGGACGCUGUCGGUCCUAGUGAAAAUAGACGCUGAAAUAAAGUGAUUAAGAAAUAUUGAAUCAUUAAAACCUAUUGCAGUUACACUCCCGCGAUUUGUAACGACUGACGAUGAUCCAUAAUGGUGGUCUUCUCGGGGUGCUCCUUGCACUACGACGAAGCCACGUCUGGGGAUGUGCUGCCCAGUGACUGAGAAGGUUGUGGACUAGUGAUAAAAAAUGCAGAAAAGGGACAGUAAAGAGGGCCGAGUCGAGAAGGAGCUGCCUCGAGGAAAUGAAAGAGAAAGAGAUAGGGAGCAGGAAGCUGCCAAGAGGACUUCUAGGGGUAGCGGAAAUGCAACAAGAUCUAAUAUGCACUCCUCUAGGCACAGUAACACUUCAGCCUCAAUUGUAUUAAUGGUUGGACCCAAUUUUAAAGUUGGGAAAAAAAUUGGUUCUGGUAAUUUUGGAGAACUUAGACUCGGCAGAAAUCUUUAUAAUAAUGAACACGUAGCAAUAAAAAUGGAGCCGAUGAAGUCAAAAGCACCACAACUUCAUUUAGAAUAUAGGUUUUACAAAUUACUAGGAACUCAUGAAGGUGUACCGGAGGUGUACUAUUUUGGACCCUGUGGAAAGUACAAUGCUCUGGUGAUGGAACUACUUGGUCCCAGCCUAGAAGACUUAUUUGAUUUAUGCGGGAGAAAAUUCACGCUUAAAACUGUUGUCAACAUAGCAAUACAACUGCUUCGUAGGAUAGAGUACGUACACAGUCGACAUUUAAUUUAUCGUGAUAUUAAACCAGAGAAUUUUCUUAUUGGACGGAGUACAACUAAAAGAGAAAAAAUUAUUCAUAUCAUCGAUUUUGGAUUGGCCAAAGAAUACAUAGAUUUGGAAACUAAUAAACACAUACCGUACCGAGAGCAUAAAAGUCUUACUGGUACUGCACGUUACAUGAGUAUUAAUACUCAUCUAGGAAAAGAGCAAAGUAGGCGAGAUGACUUGGAAGCACUCGGUCAUAUGUUUAUGUACUUCUUAAGGGGUAGUUUACCAUGGCAAGGGCUUAAAGCAGAUACUUUGAAGGAACGUUAUCAAAAAAUAGGAGAUACAAAACGAGCAACUCCUAUUGAGGUGCUUUGUGAUGGACAUCCAGAAGAAUUGGCCACUUAUCUUCGUUAUGUGCGAAGAUUAGAUUUUUUUGAAACUCCAGAUUAUGAAUAUCUACGAAAACUUUUUGAGGAUCUUUAUUUUCGAAUGGGCUAUGUUGAUGACGGCUUUGAAUUUGACUGGACGGGCAAGACCAUGUCUACUCCUGUGGGAUCAAUGCAAACAGCACAUGAGAUAGUGGAAUCACCGAACCGAGAUCGACAUCGUACACUUAAGGAUAUAAUAGGUGCAGGGGUGGGCGGAGGGGGCGGUAAAGGGGUGGGAACCUCAUGGCCUGAUACUACAAAGCUACCAAGGGCUGGUGGUACACUGACGCCUGCUGACAGACACGGUUCAGUACAGGUGGUAUCUUCAACAAAUGGAGAGCUGGCUAAUGACGAUCCAACUGCAGGUCAUUCGAAUACACCAAUUACAGCACCACAGGAAGUUGAAAUGAUCGAUGAAACCAAUGUUUGCUUCAUUUCCAGAUGUUGCUGCUUCUUUAAACGAAAGAAGAAAAAAAGUGGAAGGCAGAAAUGACUGUCUGUUACUGUUGGACUUGGGGGAACGGUACAGUGCGCGAAUAUUAGUGUUGGCAAUGAUGAUGCUGGUGGAACAACCACAGCAACUGGAGCAGCUAGACAUGAAGAACGAUCCAGUGGUAUUGAUUUUGACAAUUCUUCUAGAGAUCCUGAACAUGAGGCUGUUAAAUUAUUACGAGAUAUAAAUCGUUCAGUGUUACGAGAUUCCGUACUACAGCAUACUGCAGUAACUACACCUACGCCUACGCCACCACCACUAUCCAAUUGAACAACUACUCGGGUCACAGCCAUUAAUAUUAUCAUCACUCUUUAUCCAUUAUUAUUAUAAUUCUAGUUAUUAUUGCUAUUAUUAUCACUAUUAUUAUUAUUAUUAAUGUAAUUAUAAUUAUGGUAUUAUUUCAAAUGUCACCACUGUCUUCAAUAAUUUUGACGUUUUUGCAAUUUUUAAAAACCAUGAAUUAAAUUUCAAUUCACAUUUGAAUUAUUAGCAAUAAUACUAAAUAAUGGACAAUAUUUUUCAAUCAUGAGCAUCAUAUUUUCGAUCGGUAUAUGGGGUGAAUAUAUUAGAAACAGGUUUUUUACAUGUUCUUUAAAUUUAUGAAAUUUUAUAUUUUUUAAAAAAACCAAUUGAAUUAAAGUAAACUAUUUACAUAACUGACAACGUAACUUGAUAAUUUUGAUUUACUCAAAAUAACUAUGUUAUAAUAUUAUAUACAUAUGAAUAUACAUGUAAAUUUUUUUAAUAACUAUAGACCAAUAUUGAAAAAUUCACCUUAUAAACGAUUUUAAUCAAAGUCUUUAAUUUCGGGAUUUUUUUUUUUAUAAAUUUAAAUCAAUAAUAAUUGGAUAAAGUCAGAAUGAAAUAUAUAUACAUAUAUAUUGCAUUGAUUUUAAUGAAACUUCAUCUAUGGUAUAUUAUCAGGAGUAAGUGCAGAAUUAAUGAGCAGGGGAAUUGAGGUACUUUGUUUCUGAAAAAAAAAAAAAUAAAAAAAUAAAAAUGUGUUCGACAUUGAAGAAAGUUUUACAGCUUCAUGAUUUAGGAGUAAAUAGUAAAAGCUAUAGUGUAAACAUAAAAACAUAUAUAUCAUUUUUUAUUUAGAUAUUUAACAAAAAAGCACUAAUCUACUAUCUUGUAUAAAAAAAAAAAUAAAAAAAUAAUAUAAUUGUAAUAUUUAUCAUUACGAGUACUAUAUUCGUUACACGUAGACAACCUGUGACAGAUCUUUUAAUGUACUUAUAUGGUCAUCGUUAAAUUUUUAAACAGAAAAUUUCUUUCCUUUAUAUAUUUGAUAUACAAAGAUAUCUGUCGUAGGUAUGUCUGAAUGUAUUUAAUUGCAUAGAUUAAAAAAAAGAAAUAAUAAGACAACACAGACUAAAAUUAAUUCUGUGCAAUUCUCUUGCUGCUGCAUUCUCCUUUAGUGAAAAAAUGAUAUUAUUAAAUCAUUUAAUUGACAAUUCAUUAAUAUACAUAGCUUUCAAACAAUCAUGUGUAUUUAAAUUUGUGGACAAAGUAUAAGAAUGAAUGCUUAAAAAACACGUAUGGUUGGUUAUACAGUGUUGUAUGUAAAUGCAAGAAAAAUAUUGAUAUACAAAUGUGUAUGAUUAUAAACAUUUAAGAUCAAUUUGAAAAAAAAAGUAUAUUAUUAAUUCUUCUUCCAUGAAAAUCGUCCACUAUGUGAUCUCUGAUCGUAGAAUAAAUAUUACAUUUUUAUGUUUAUGGUUAUAUAUAUAAUACCCAUAAAAAUAGACCAAUGGGGCGUACAUAAUUUAAGACGAAAA